This is a messenger RNA of Acromyrmex echinatior (Panamanian leafcutter ant), 702 nucleotides long. RefSeq lists its product as uncharacterized. NCBI's taxonomy places the organism in Eukaryota, Metazoa, Arthropoda, Insecta, Hymenoptera, Formicidae. The record is from RefSeq and is a predicted model, not a curated record.
GUCGCGAUGGAUGUUUUAUAUUGAGUAUUCGUUUUUACGCGGUUGAUUUUUAGUCUCCGUGCUUAAUAAAAAGAAAAAAGUUUGAUAACGUAAAUAUUCCUGUGAUAAAUUGUUUAUAUGUGACCAUCUCUCACCGAGCUGGAAGACUUCCGGCAAAUGGAGUAUUUUGCGGAAAUCCUUGAGAGCUUAUGGUGGUUACGCGGUUGACACUGAUGUUGUUGGGAGGAUUCGAAUGCAAAAUGUCAAGUGGUGACAAGACUUCACCAGGCCUAACCAUCGAUCGCGCCGCUUUUCUACUUCUUCGAGUGAAAAAUGCGUUCAAGAAGAAAAAGAAGCAACAAAAGGAGAAAAGCUGGAGGUUACUGGCACCAAUCAACGUGUACCAUGGGUUAGAAGUUAACAUGGACGUACGAAACGAUGAGCUGAUAGAGAGAACAUACGGUAUCGUUGUUACUCAAUUGAUCGACGUGAUGAAUGUUUUAACAGGAUUGAUGAAAAAAACUGAGGAUGACUUUAAAAAAGUAAAUAGAAGAUUGAGAAGAAAACGGAGGAAGGAUUCAGAUGAAGAUCCAAAUGAUGCUUCAUCGGUUUUGUGAUGCAUCAACGGCAACAAAGAACUGAAAAUUAAUAAAAUGAUUCAACUAUCUAUUAAGAAUUGGCAUUAUAAUGAAGAGAUAUGAUAAAUAAAUAAAAAUAAAUAUA